GUGGAGAUCAUGCCCCCAGUGAGGAUGAGUCUGGUGGACAUCAGCAAGAUCUUCUCCAUGCUGCAACCCAGAAACCAGGAUGACAACACUGAAAUCAAUCAAAUCAACCAAGCUGUCUUAAGAAAUGAUGUAGCCCUUUUGGAUGAGCUUUUGUCCCAGGAGCAUUACAGACGGUUUAUCAAUAAUCGGAGUGGCUGGGGUGUACCGGGGACUCCUCUCCGUCUGGCAGCCUCGAAGGGCCACCUAAGUUGCCUGGAAGUGCUCCUGAGGCAUGGCGCAGAGGUGGACAGUUUAGAUGUUAAGGCCCAGACCCCUCUUUUCACCGCUGUCAGCGGCAGGCACUUGUAUUGUGUUCAUGCUCUACUCAGGGCUGGGGCCAAUCCUAAUGGAAGCAUCUACAACAACUGCUCACCUGUACUCACUGCAGCCAGGGAAGGGGAUGCAGAGAUCUUGCGGGCCCUGCUGGAGCAUGGAGCUGAAGUCAACGUUCGUUCCAAGGUGCCCAAAUGGGCUUCCAAUGCUUGUGCCUGUAGUGGCCCUCUCUACCUUGCAUCAGUGUACAGGCACUUUGACUGUUUUAGGCUGCUUCUUCUCUAUGGUGCAGAUCCCAACUACAAUUGUACAGAGCAGAGAGUUUUGGCAAGGAUCAAGCAGCCAAAGACAGUCCUGGAGAUGUGUCUCAGAUAUGGCUGUGGACCUCAGUAUAUUCAGCUACUCAUAGACUUUGGGGCAAACCUUUACCUACCUGGCCACAUCCCAGUCAAAAACACACAGCAAAAUAAAGCAGCAGAACUCCUCGUCCAAGCCACAGCUCAGCCAAGAUCCUUGAUGUCAUUUACCAGACUGACUAUUCGAAAAUACCUCAAAGUAAUAAGUAGCCUGCAUGUCAUCAAUCAACUGGACCUACCACCAGUCCUGAGGAAGUACUUGAACCACCAAACCUGA
Mobula hypostoma (lesser devil ray) is the source of this 945-nucleotide messenger RNA. Its product is annotated as ankyrin repeat and SOCS box protein 12-like. Gene Ontology annotation, molecular function: protein binding. NCBI's taxonomy places the organism in Eukaryota, Metazoa, Chordata, Chondrichthyes, Myliobatiformes, Myliobatidae. Gene Ontology annotation, biological process: intracellular signal transduction. Bases 10 to 945 code for a protein of 311 amino acids. The record is from RefSeq and is a predicted model, not a curated record. The transcript has 2 exons.